AUGAAUAAUCAGCCGUACCCAAACUUACAGCAGCAGCAGCAACAAUCACAACCACCAAAGCAGCCUAGACCAUCCGCACAUUAUUUGGGAGCAAGUUCAAGCACAAUGCCUCCGUCAUUUCCUACUCCUCCAGCGAACGAUGCAGACUUCGCAAGCACACAAAAAGCAACAUCUGAUUUAAUAUCUUAUAUGGACUCAUUUUCUUAUCCAUACAUCAAGGAUGUUAAGGAUUGUUAUGAGAAACUCAAUAAAAUUGGGCAAGGAACGUUCGGAGAAGUAUUUAAAGCGCGUUGUAAAAGCACCGGCAGAAUGGUGGCGCUGAAAAAGAUUCUGAUGGAAAAUGAGAAGGAAGGUUUUCCUAUUACGGCUCUUCGCGAGGUCAAGAUGCUGCAGCAAUUAAAACAUGCAAAUAUCACAGAUUUGAUAGAAGUUUGUAGUUCAAAAUCGGCACCUAAUAGUCGUGAACGGUCAACUUUCUAUCUUGUAUUCGCAUUCUGCGACCACGAUUUGGCGGGAUUGCUGAGUAACACCAAAUUGCGAUUAUCGAUGGUACACAUUAAGACAAUGAUGAAACAUCUGUUGAACGGAUUGUGCAAACUACAUCGUUCAAAAGUGCUUCAUCGUGAUAUGAAAGCAGCAAAUGUGUUAGUUUCGAAAGAAGGAGUCUUGAAACUAGCCGAUUUUGGUUUGGCAAGGCCGUUCAUUUCACCCAGCAAUAAUCAACCCCGCCAAUUAUACACCAAUCGAGUUGUUACACUUUGGUAUCGUCCUCCAGAACUCUUACUCGGUGAUCGUCAGUACUGCACGAAAAUCGACGUGUGGGGUGCCGGAUGCAUUAUGGCCGAGAUGUGGACACGAAAACCGAUAAUGCAAGGAGACACUGAACAGCGCCAAUUGCUCCUCAUCAGUGGACUUUGCGGAUCAAUUAACAAAGAGGUUUGGCCAGCCUGUGAAACGAUGCCGCUGUGGAAACAAAUGGCCACAAACGACAAAAAUACUUGUCUGCCGCAAGACAAACCGCGAAUGCUUCGCCAGAAAAUGUACUCACUUGUGAAGAUACAAUUUAUCUUUCGAAGAGCGCAAUAUCAAUAUUUUCAGGAUGAUUAUGCCAUGAAGCUUCUAGAAUCAUUAUUAGCCAUUGAUCCGGACAAGAGGCCGCUGUCGGAUGUCGCCGUUGAUGAUGUUUGGUUUUAUAUGAAGCCUGAGGCCAAGGAAAACGUUAAAGAUCUUAUGGAGAGUAUACCGAAUUCUCACUUUGAAUAUACUGUUGGCCGCGGAGCUCACACGAAUCGUGCCAGACAUCAACCACGACCGGCACAGCAACCACAGCGCCAAAAUAUUCCUGCAGGACAGUACCGCGACUUGAUAUUUUAA
Molecule: messenger RNA, 1374 nt
Organism: Caenorhabditis bovis
Lineage: Eukaryota; Metazoa; Nematoda; Chromadorea; Rhabditida; Rhabditidae
Source: the annotation of a GenBank genome assembly